Molecule: messenger RNA, 2514 nt
Organism: Lonchura striata (white-rumped munia)
Lineage: Eukaryota; Metazoa; Chordata; Aves; Passeriformes; Estrildidae
Gene: PRRG3
Product: proline rich and Gla domain 3
Cellular component (GO): extracellular region
Molecular function (GO): calcium ion binding
Source: RefSeq, a predicted model, not a curated record
GCCCGGCGGCGGGAGGGAGCGGCUGCGGCGGGCGCGGGGCCGCCAUGAGGUAGGCAGGAGCCCCCUUUGGCCGAGUGAGGCAGCAUGGCAAUGUUCUUGGGAGCCAGGAAUGCCCACUCACUCCUGAAACGCUUUCCCAGAGCCAAUGGCUUCCUGGAGGAGAUCCGGCAGGGCACCAUCGAGCGGGAGUGCAUCGAGGAGGUCUGCAGCUAUGAGGAGGUCAAGGAGGUCUUUGAGAACAAGGAGAAGACGAUGGAGUUCUGGAAAGGCUACACCAGCUCUGUGUACUCUGUCAAGGACCCCGGGCACGGCACGGAGCGCUCUGACGCUAUGUACGUGGUGGUGCCCCUCUUGGGAGUGGCUCUUCUCAUAGUCAUCGCCCUCUUCAUCAUCUGGAGGUGCCAGCUGCAAAAGGCCACGCGCCACCGCCCUUCCUAUGCCCAGAACCGUUACCUGGCCAGCCGGACGGGCCGCAGCCUCCCCAGGGUCAUGGUGUACCGGGAGCGGUCGCAGAGCCAAGGGGAGACCCAGUACCAGCGGGAAGCCAGCAGCCGGGGGGCUGGGGAUGCCAGAGCGGGGGGCACCCCCCAGCCAGACGGCACCCUGUGCCCGCCAGAGCAUUCUGUGUCCGUCCUCUCCAGACUGUCCAGUGCCACGCCCCCGCCUUCCUACGAGGAGGUGACGGGCCAGCCGGAGAGCAGCAGCGGCGAGGAGACCAGCGUCUCCUACAGUGACCCUCCGCCCAAGUACGAAGAGAUCGUGGCCACGGCCCCUGCCGCGGGCAAAUAGCGGCUCUGCCUCCCUCCUGCCUCUUCACACACUCACACUCACCCAGCCACCCUCCCUUCGCCGUGCCUGGGACCCCCUUCAGGGUUUGCCAGGCCCCCAUCUCACCUGUACAAUCUGGUGCCAUCACACAAUAGCCUUACCCUCCUAACCAAAAAUAGCUGUCCCCAGGUGGGGGAGGCAGGGCUGUGGGACGGCUCUGGAGCCAGCCAGCCAUGUCCUGCCCUCACUCCCCACUCACGUAAGUGCUGUAGCAGCCAGAGCCGAGCAGCAGCUUGUUCCUGGCUCAAUGGGGGGGUCACCCCAUGGUGCAUUUGAUUUCCUCACCUCCCCGUCAAACAGACAUGACAUUUCCCAUGAUUAGAGCAGCCUUGCUGCCACCCUGGGCUGCUGCUCAGCCUCACCCCAUGUUCUCACUGGGCCCUGUUCUACUGCUCAGGGCUCUGAUUAGGUGAUGGAGAUGCAGGAUUGGUGUGGCAAAUUUUUGUCCAUCCCUGCAGUUGGUGGGGCCAGCUCUGUGGGGAGAUGGUGCUUCCCCCAUGUGGAUUUGUUGCCAAGUGGGAGUGGGGAGCCCGGUCCACACUGUGGUGUUUGUAGUGAUAUUUGCUCUGUGGAGAUCAGGGAGGAGCAGCUAGAAGGUGCUCUCUGAUCUCCUAGAUCUCUUUGGAAAGGGAGAAAGGGCUUGUGGUGGUCUUGUACUUGAGGUAAGUGACUUUGGAGUAGCAGGGCCUUUUCCUGAUGUUCUCUGCUUUCCCCCUGUGGGUGCUGAGUAGCUGCAGGUCUGGCUGCUGCAGAGCUGGCCAAGGGGGUCUUCUCUGAUCCUGAGCCAAAUGUGGUCUCGUGGCUUUAAGUGAUGGGGAUUCAGCUCUCUCCUGGAGCGUGGCCUAUCUGGUGUCUGCCCCAGAGGUGAGAGCCUGCAGACAGGCCAAACCUCCCCUCUCCCUGCCCUAAACCUCUCUGCCCUGCCUGGCUCCUCUCUUUGGGGCUCUUUGUCUUCCAGAGCAGGUACAGUGGAAUGCGAGACCCCGCUCUCCCCCUGACCUCUCGGCUGGGCUGUGUUUGGUGUCCAGGGCUGUGGCAUGGAACUCCUGCUGACAGGGGUGGGAGCCACAAGACCACAGACCAUGCCUUGAGGUCAGGAGCGGGGUCAAGCCUGCUCGUGUGGUUGUGUUGCCAGGGCAGGGCAGAGCCAGGUGCUUUGCUGUGGGAUCAGUGUCCCCUUUCCCUGGGCAGCUGCCUGUAGGGUCCAGGCAACGGGGCUGUCCUUCCCCAGUCAUGUCUGAUGGAUUAAUACAAGGGUUGUCCUCCAACCCCCCAGAAGCUCCCAGCACUGCCACCACCCGGUGUUCACCCAGCACCAGCCUCUCCACCAGCACCAAAAGGCUAUUGUUCAUCCAUCAGUGGCCUGCAUCCCGCCUGGCCCCAGUGAUGCCCUUGCAGCUGGUGCCCUCAGCCCAGAGCUGAGGCUUGCCCAGCGUGGCUGCUCGUGGGGCAGGACAUGCUGGCACCUUGUCUGUCCCCUGCCCAGCCUUAGCAGGUCGGGGUUAUGGGGAGAGCUGACAGAGUGUCAGGGCCAGAGCUAGAGAACACCAGAGGGAAACACAAGGGUGCUCAGCAUCCUCUGUCUUUGAUGCUCGGUCAUUAUCCCUGCAGUUUGUAUUCUGUAAGACUUGGUAUAUUUCUGUGCAAAAACAAAAAGGUAUUUAUUAAAAAACCCUCACAGUCUGA